Molecule: messenger RNA, 2607 nt
Organism: Prorocentrum cordatum
Lineage: Eukaryota; Dinophyceae; Prorocentrales; Prorocentraceae
Source: the annotation of a GenBank genome assembly
UCCUUCCUGCCUCUGGUAGUGUGUUGGGCCAGCGGUCCAUCAUCCACCCGAUAUUGCUACCCUUCCCUCGUUUUCCACUUUCUGGGCCUCCUGGGGGGCCCUCGUCGCCACCGUCGGCAUCCUGGUCAGAACGCACCCCGUGAGAGGUCUGGGGAGUAGCGGUAUCGGUACCUAUGGUUUCCCCAGGAGCUCCACGGCUUCCUGCGAUCCGCCGCGCCAGGGCUCGGCAUCCUCGCGUUCGACGCGGGCGGCGGGCGCUUCUUCAAGGUGGGCGCGGCUGCUGCCGCCUAUGGCGCCUGGGAGGCCGCCAUCACGCCAGUGUGCCGCAAUGGACGGUCCGCCGCGGAGGCACUGCUGGCAGGUGUGCACACCUGCGGAGCCGACGGCCUGCCGCCGAGGUUCUGGCGCGCCUACUCCGACGCCGUGGCCGUGCCGACCGAGGAAGGCGACGUCGAGGAGCGGGCGGCCGUGGCCGCCUUCCUCGCGGAGCUGCUGGGGGCGCUCCCUGACCCCUUCUGCGCCAGCAGGCUGCUGCUCGCCGGGCUCCUGCGCCCAGUGUCGGCGAUGGCCGAGGAGCUCCUCGAGGCGAGCUGGGGGAGCCCGAGGGCCAGGCGGGCUCUGCAGACCGCCGGCCUGCUGCUCCGCGUCGAGGCCUGGACCUCGGACCUGGAGCGCUGCCUCGCGGGCGAGAGCGAGGGCCCGGACGAGGACGCCUGCGCGCUCCUGCCGGAGGUGUGCGACGCGCCGCCGGCACCGCCGAUGCCGGACCUCGUGCUCCUGGGCGGGAGCGGGCCGGCCGGGGCGGCCGUGAAGGACGAGGUGGUCGACGAUUGCCCAGGAGGGCGCCGCGAGGGCGAGAACUGCGCGCCCGUGCCGCUGGGCGGGCCGCAGGGCGCCGGGCUGCUCCUGGUGCCGGGCGAGGGCGCGCCGGCCAGCGGCCUCUCCGCGCUCGCGUUUGCCGCGCGGCUGCGGGCUGGGGCGCCGGCGCACGGCGGCGCCUUCCCGGGCGGCGAGGAGGCCGCGCGGGCGCUCGUGGAGCACAUUCGCCGCGAGGAGUUCGGCAUCGAGGGCCCGCUCGCCUCAGAGGUCUCUGGUCUCCGCCGGCGCCAGAACGCGCGCCUCGCGCGCGCGCUGGCGCGGCUUGGGGAGCAGCUGUACGCCGACUCGUACCACUGGCAGCUGGAGCUGCUGCAGAACGCCGACGACUGCGACUACGCGCAGGGUGUGGAGCCGCACGUCGAGUUCGUGGUGGGCCCAGGAAGCGAGGUCAUUGUUCGCACCAACGAGCUUGGGGUAACCCCCGAGGAUGUAUGCUCCCUGUGCGACAUCGGCAACUCGACCAAGCCGACGAGGCGGGCUGGUGGCGGAGCCCACAUCGGGGAGAAGGGUCUCGGAUUCAAGGCCGUGUUCGCCGUCUCCGACCGUCCCCAGCUUUUCUCGGGUCCUGUCGCGAUCGCUUUUGAUGCUGCGCACCCCAGUGGCCUUGGCUACAUCCUGCCAGAGUGGCUGAGCGACGACGUAUCCCGCAGUGGCGCCGGCGCCACUGGCAGCAACGGCUGGACUACCUCACUGGUGCUCCCCCUUCGGCAAGCCUUGCGCUGCCGCGUGGCGGACGUCGCGCGGCGCUUGGGCGAGCUCCCGGCUGCGACGCUCCUGUUCCUGCGCCGGGUGCGCCGCAUUGCUGUGGUCAGCGAGGCUGGACAUCCCGCCCACAGCUGCCUGCGCCUGGCCCUGGCCCGACCCCGCGCCCCCACGCCGCUGCAGGAUGCAGAGGAGGCCACCGUGGUUGUGGAGGCCAAUGGCGAGCGCAGGCACGAGCGGUGGCUCGUCGUACAGCUCCGCGUGCCCGUUCCGGACGGCGUGGAGCGGCCUGGGGGCAGCACCCCGCACACGACCUUUCUGGAGGCGGCCUGCCCGCUCACCUCCUCCGGGGCCUUCGACGCGGAGCGGGGGCCCCAGCCGGUCUUCGCCCACCUCCCGGUGGGCCCGCCCCUGGGCUCGGCCGUGGCCCUGCAGGGGGACUGGGCGCUGGCGUCCUCCCGGGAGGCGCUGCUGGAGGGCCACCCCUGGAACGACCUGCUGCUGGAGGCCCUGCCCGAUCGAGGCGGCUCGUGGGGGCCUGCCGCGCGCGCGGCGGCGCGCUGGCCCAGGGCUGCCUGGCGGCCGUGCCCGACCCCGCGGCGGUGCUGCCGCCCUUCCGCGCGCCGAUGGUCGAGCUGGGUCGAAGGCUGCGGGAGACCGGCUGCGUGCUGACCUCGGCGGGCGACUGGGCGCAGCCGUCGGCGACGCUGCUCGUCGGGCGGCGGGACGUGCGGGAGCUGCUGGAGAGCCCGGCGUCGCCCCUCGGCCGGGCCGCCCCCGCGGGCCUGCACCUCGUGGACGCCGGCGUGGAGCUGCUGGUGCCCGCGCGGCUGCUGGAGUCGCUCGGGUGCAGGCCGCUGGGCGCUCGCCACCUGUGCCAGCUGCUCGAGGCGUACGCGCCGGGCGCAGGCCCUGCCGGGGCCGCGGCGCACGCUGGCACGGAGGCGUGGUGGCAGAGGUUCCUGGCAGUGCUUGACGACCUCCUGGACGCCAGCCCGGACGAGGAGGCCCUGCUGCUGCCGCGGU